UAUCUCUCAGGAAGGAGUCUAGCAUCAGUUCUCACCAGCGAGAAGCCCUGGGAAGUGAACCGCGGUCGCUGUCAGUGUUUGUGGAGGGACUGGAGGGACAGGGUGGCUGCGCCAGGCUGGAGGAGGCUUGCCUUUCCAAAGCUGGAGAGGAUUUCACCGGGGCUCUCCUUCCCGUGCCCGGGAAGAAUCUCCCCUCUGCUAGCAGCACCCGCGGCGGCGGCAGCAGCCCUACCUCCUCUUCUGGGGAACAGGGCAGAAUGCCUGUGCUAGAGCGCUAUUUCCACUCGGCAGAGCUAGGCAGAAGGUGGACAGCCCCAGAAGGUGUGCUGCCCUCCUCCCUGGGCAGCCGGCCGGGGUGCCAGCAGGGGCCGCUGCCCUGGGACUUGCCAGAGAUGAUCAGGAUGGUCAAGCUGGUUUGGAAAUCCAAAAGUGAGCUGCAGGCGACCAGACAGAGAGGCAUUCUGGAGAAUGAAGAUGCUCUGCACAGCUUUCCAGGAGAUGUACGACUAAGGGGUCAGACGGGGGUUCCUGCUGAACGCCGCGGCUCCUACCCAUUCAUUGACUUCCGCCUACUUAACAAUACAACACACUCAGGGGAAAUUGGCACCAAGAAAAAGGUGAAAAGACUGUUAAGCUUUCAAAGAUACUUCCAUGCAUCGAGGCUGCUUCGUGGAAUUAUCCCACAGGCCCCUCUCCACCUGCUGGAUGAAGACUACCUUGGACAAGCAAGGCAUAUGCUCUCCAAAGUGGGAAUGUGGGAUUUUGACAUUUUCUUGUUUGAUCGCUUGACAAAUGGAAACAGCCUGGUAACACUGCUGUGCCACCUCUUCAACACCCAUGGACUCAUUCACCAUUUCAAGUUAGAUAUGGUGACCUUACACAGGUUUUUAGUCAUGGUUCAAGAAGAUUACCACAGCCAAAACCCGUACCACAAUGCUGUCCAUGCAGCCGAUGUCACCCAGGCCAUGCACUGCUACCUGAAGGAGCCAAAGCUCGCCAGCUUCCUCACACCUCUGGACAUCAUGCUUGGACUGUUGGCUGCAGCAGCCCACGAUGUUGACCAUCCAGGGGUGAACCAGCCGUUUUUGAUCAAAACUAACCACCACCUUGCCAACCUGUAUCAGAAUAUGUCUGUGCUGGAGAAUCACCACUGGCGAUCUACAAUUGGCAUGCUUCGAGAAUCCAGGCUUCUUGCUCACUUGCCAAAGGAAAUGACACAGGAUAUUGAACAGCAACUGGGCUCCUUGAUCUUGGCAACAGACAUCAACAGGCAGAAUGAAUUUUUGACCAGAUUGAAAGCUCACCUCCAAAAUAAAGACUUAAGACUGGAGGAUGUACACGACAGGCACUUUCUGCUUCAGAUUGCCUUGAAGUGUGCUGACAUUUGCAACCCCUGCAGAAUCUGGGAGAUGAGCAAGCAGUGGAGUGAAAGGGUCUGUGAAGAGUUCUACAGGCAAGGUGACCUUGAACAGAAAUUCGAACUGGAAAUCAGUCCUCUCUGUAACCAACAGAAAGAUUCCAUCCCUAGCAUACAAAUUGGUUUCAUGACCUACAUCGUGGAGCCACUCUUCCAGGAAUGGGCCCGUUUCACCGGAAACAGUGCCCUGUCUGAGAACAUGCUAAGCCAUCUUGCACACAACAAAGCCCAGUGGAAGAGCCUGCUGCCCAAGCAACACAGAAGCAGUGGUGGUGGCUGUGCUGGUGGCAGCCCAGACCACACAGACCACGGGACUGAGAAUGAGGAGCAGACUGUGACUGAAGGCAUCGCCCCCUAGUGCAAGCCAGGCCUGCCCCCUGCUCUGCACACAGAGAAUGAGAACCGCCUUGAGCAGAGACCUCCUGAGAGGGGAGUUCUAGGGGUUCUUGACCAUUAACCCAGCCACUCUCUGGGUUUCAUCCUGGGGCUCUUUGGAAUGCCACCUUGCUCCCACUCACCUGCCUCCCCUCCUUCUUCCAAGUGUACAGAAGCCAUUCAUCACCUCAGCAUUAGCUGCCGAAAUGAGCAACUCCAUUCAGUAACAUGGGAGCCGAGUCCAGGGGCAGGCCUGCCCCACACGGAGAAGACUGGGAGAAAGAAAGAGGUGCUACUGCCAUGUCCCCACGGCCCUGGGUCACACUGUGACAGGCAGCAGUUCCUACGUCCAGAGCAUUUUAGCAUUUGCCAUCUGACUGCUGAUCUGCAUGACAAAAACACCAGCAUAUUUGGAACUCCAAGGAUAUUGGUCUUAAGUGCAAGAGCACAGAUGAGAGCAUGAGAGAAAGGACCUUCUAUUUUAAUAAUAAUUAUUAUUAUCAAAUAAUAAUAAAUCUUUUUAACUUUUAUAUUUUAUGCACUAGACAAUGGAUCUAAAACUUUGGACUAAGACCCAAACUUGAACAGGGGGUUCAUCGUUUUGUUACUGACUUUAUGCCACUUUGGGUCAGAGAUUUGGCAUCUUCUCAAUUUAAGAAUCCACGUUUCCUAUCCGAUCUGAGGGGAAGGUGCUGUACAGUUCAUUCCUUUGCACCAUUAGCCAAUCUAUCUUUUAUCAAUAACUCAGUUUCAAUGACAUGUUUAUAUUCACCACAUGUACAUUUUCUGUAAAUACCAAGCGCUACUGAUUCCCAUGCCAAAAUACAUGAGUAUUAUGGGAUUGCUACCUGUAUAAACAAUGGCACUGUGAACAGAAUCCUGUUAGUUUUAAUACAAGAGAAUGCAUUUGUAAAUAUGGUAUAGAGUUUAUUAAUAUACUAUUGUUUGCAGAUAAAGGCCUUAACUUUAAACAUCUUUCAUCUUCUGAAAGCUGCCCAACUUCAGUCCUCACAGAAGUCCUUCUGAACUGCCUUCCCAUCCCCAUCUUUCUGCAUCCCAGCUAAGGUCUUCAGUCCUCACAGAAGUCCUUCUGAACUGCCUUCCCAUCCCCAUCUUUCUGCAUCCCAGCUAAGGUCACAAAUCAAACCCAAUAAAGUCUUGGAGGAAAGAUUCUGGAAACUUCACGUGCAUUCCACUUGAGACCACAGCGUUUGAUCUGUGGCACCAAGCAUCAUUUCCUCAGAUUCACAAGACCCUUCGGCAAGCCUGAAGUCACUUUUCAACGCAGCGAUGUUGCACAUUCUGUCCCCCAAGCCCGCUGAUCAGCUUGUGUUAAUGUGACUCUUGUCAUGGAACAUGGCAGUGGGUCAGCCUUGCAGGAGACAUGGCAGGUCUCAGGAGUCUCUAUGGCCCUGUCACCUAAGCGUCAGGGAAUCCCCUGCCCCCCUCCCACCCUCCCGUCCAUGACUGUAGUACCAAAGCACCUUUGGUUAAUGGUUGGCGUGCACUUCUUUGGUGUUCAUCGUAACUGGAUUUUUCUUUUUCCGUAAUUUCAUGUGAGUAGCUGCCCACCUGUUUAGCUGAAGAUGGGUGACGUUAUUUAAGAAGAGAACAUAUUUCCAUUUUUCUCACAGAAUUUACCUUCCUGGCAGGCAUUAUGCUGAAUCAUGGCUGUCACUAGCAGAAUCAGCUGGGAAUUUUGUGGCCAUUUUUCUUCUGCAAACACUUGGCUGAAAAUCAGCUUGUGACAGUCUUCUCUAGUCGGCUAACCUUUGUGCAUUGAACCUUCUGUUUAGAAGCCCCCGCAUCACUAAUGUUAGGUGAAAAUCAGCACUGCCCUUUCUCUUUACCUUAAACGGGGUGGUGGUGGCAGGUGACUUUAUGAUAGUGUCUGCCGCUAUCCAGCUGUUUCACAAUAGAACGCCAGUUAACUCUCAUUUCCUACGUGCAGCUUUCAUUUCUCCUAACACACAGAUGAAAUGUUGGAAACUUGACGGGACUGUAAGAAGUUCCUGCAGAGAGACGAAGGCUUGCGGAGUUAAGGUUUAGGAAGAUUUGGGAACGUUGGUUAUAGUUUUAUUAAAUAUGGAGAGAUUGUCAGAUGGUAGUAAAGAAAGCAUGAAAAACUCAUGAAAUGGAUGGAUUUGAUAAGUUGAAGUAGUUGGUAGGGGUAAGAAGGGAAGUUGUGGAAACUUAACACUAACUUUGUUUUUUUUCUGUAAUAACUAUGAACUGACAGAGGAUUCUUUAGUGCUGUAAUACUCGGAAGCUCUCAGCUUGGUAGGGCCCCAAAAGGGAAGAUGUUGAAUGUAUUCCUGCUUCCAAACCUCACUUAUGUUGGUUUGAUGAUGCAGAAAGGGCUUUUGAGUCGUCUAUUUUUAAUGUCCAUGAGAUCAAAGCAAGGACAGCAGUUACUGGGGACAAUACAGUAGAGAUUAAAAAGAAAAGGCUAUUUUAGCUCUACCUUGACUUUAGGAAAUGGACUUUGUUUAAAUUAUAUUUAUAUUGUAACUUAAAUAAAUAAUAUUAGGGGCGUUUUUACUAGUUCCAACUUUAUAGGGCCAAAGUAUUUAUGCUACAAUUAGGUCUUAAAGAAAAAGUCACAGAGAAAACUACCAAAUGUCCAGGGGUUAAGCCUAUGAAGCAGCUACUGGUGCAAUAAAAAUCAGAAGUAAAAUGAGACAUGAUGCAUUUGUGGCCUCCGUUCAGUCAUCUGGAGAUUUCUUGAGUUCUUUAUUUUUAGGCAAAACAAGAGAAUGUGAAAACAUUUUUUUCUUGCCUACCAGUAGCUCUCUUGCAAUAUUUCAGUGGAAGGAGUCCAGUUACUAGUCAAGACACAGCUGCAGAUCAUCCAUGGACCUUGUCUUCACAUUCUUCUUCUGGUCCAUGGGCCACCAAUAGCUGACUUGACUUUAAUUCUUUCAUUGCUUGAGAAGAAAGGGUCAAAGGGCUAUUUUUAGUAAGCAAGGUAAAGUUGAAAUCAAAUUAAAAGAGAGAAAGAGAAUAUAUAACACUGCCAGGCCUGGUAGGCAAAGCCUGCUUUUCCUUGUAACAGCCUCUGUGAAUAGUUAGAACCUUGUUCAUGAAACCCUGACCCACCCAUAGCCCCUGCGAGGCUGAGUCAAGAUCCCAGUUUCUAGUGCUUAAGGCUUCCCGCAAGGGGACUCAGAGCACAUCCUGCAACACUGUCCUUAUAUAGUGCUUCCUACAAAACGCAGACCUGUUUUGUAACCUUUUCUCAUGUAGAAUCGGAUAUGCUCAUUGAUUUGAAAAUUGGUUAUGAGCUUGUAUCUCACUGUAUUUCUUACGCUUUGUUCUUUUAAGCAAACCCUUAAAAUUGUGUUGUUAUGUGUACACAAGUAAGUUUUGGGGGGGAAAAAAUAAACACCUUGUGAGUUUUUGCUCAAAAUGUGGCCUAAAUAUCCAUUGGCAUGUCUAGAUAAACAAUCAAAAUAAAGAUAAUUUCUUAAAAAUA
This is a messenger RNA of Myotis brandtii (Brandt's bat), 5267 nucleotides long. RefSeq names its product phosphodiesterase 7B (gene PDE7B). Gene Ontology annotation, molecular function: 3',5'-cyclic-AMP phosphodiesterase activity. The transcript is spliced from 12 exons. Lineage: Eukaryota; Metazoa; Chordata; Mammalia; Chiroptera; Vespertilionidae. Bases 258 to 1775 code for a protein of 505 amino acids. The record is from RefSeq and is a predicted model, not a curated record.